This is a messenger RNA of Kogia breviceps (pygmy sperm whale), 1699 nucleotides long. RefSeq names its product tumor suppressor candidate 3 (gene TUSC3). Gene Ontology annotation, cellular component: oligosaccharyltransferase complex. The record is from RefSeq and is a predicted model, not a curated record. NCBI's taxonomy places the organism in Eukaryota, Metazoa, Chordata, Mammalia, Artiodactyla, Physeteridae.
CAGGUCUCCUCUACCAGUGAACCGGAUGCUCCGUCAGUUUCCUCCUCGGCGUCCUCCGGCGCUUCCCGGCUCCCUGGCAAGGCCGCAGGCAUCCACGGGGGGACGGUCAGGGGGCUCCCGGCGGCUGGCCUGGCAGGUGUAGGGCGCCGGUAGGAGCUGGGCGCACACGGUUACCGAGCGUGGAGGAGACACGUCCCUGCGGCGAUGGGUGCCAGGGGCGCUCCUUCACGCCGGAGGCAGGCGGGGCGGCGACCGCGGUAUCUGCCCACCGGGAGCUUUCCCUUUCUCCUCCUCCUGCUGCUUCUCUGCAUCCAGCUCGGUGGAGGACAGAAGAAAAAGGAGAAUCUUUUAGCUGAGAAAGUAGAACAGCUGAUGGAAUGGAGCUCCAGGCGCUCAAUCUUCCGAAUGAAUGGUGACAAAUUCCGAAAAUUUAUAAAGACACCACCUCGCAACUAUUCUAUGAUUGUUAUGUUCACUGCUCUUCAACCUCAGCGGCAGUGUUCUGUGUGCAGGCAAGCUAACGAAGAAUAUCAAAUACUGGCUAACUCCUGGCGCUAUUCCUCUGCUUUCUGUAACAAACUCUUCUUCAGUAUGGUGGACUACGAUGAGGGAACAGAUGUUUUUCAGCAGCUCAACAUGAACUCUGCUCCUACAUUUAUGCAUUUUCCUCCAAAAGGCAGACCCAAGAGAGCUGAUACUUUUGACCUUCAAAGAAUUGGAUUUGCAGCUGAGCAACUAGCAAAGUGGAUUGCUGACAGAACGGAUGUUCAUAUUCGUGUCUUCAGACCACCCAACUACUCUGGCACCAUUGCUUUGGCCUUGUUAGUGUCACUUGUGGGUGGUUUGCUCUAUUUAAGAAGGAACAACUUGGAGUUCAUCUAUAACAAGACUGGUUGGGCCAUGGUAUCUCUGUGUAUAGUCUUUGCUAUGACUUCUGGCCAGAUGUGGAAUCAUAUCCGUGGACCACCAUAUGCUCAUAAAAACCCACACAAUGGACAAGUGAGCUACAUCCAUGGGAGCAGCCAGGCUCAAUUCGUGGCAGAGUCACACAUUAUUCUGCUACUAAAUGCUGCUAUCACCAUGGGGAUGGUUCUUCUAAAUGAAGCGGCAACAUCCAAAGGCGAUGUUGGAAAAAGACGGAUCAUUUGUCUAGUGGGAUUAGGCCUGGUGGUCUUCUUCUUCAGUUUUCUACUUUCAAUAUUUCGUUCCAAGUACCACGGCUACCCUUACAGCUUUUUAAUUAAAUGAAGCCGAGUGGGAUUUGCAUAAAGUGAAUGUUUACCAUGAAGACAAAGUGUUCCUGACAUACUAGUUCAAAUUCUUGAGUUCAUUUCCUUGCUGAUUGUGAUAAUCCAGCUGUUUCUUGUACAAUUUUUUUAAACGUGAGUUUUCCUAGUAAACUUAAUUCACAGACAUGGAUGGUUAAAUUUAAUAUGGAAAGAACAAAGACAUCAUUGAAGUGUUUUUUCAAGCAUAUUAUAUUCACUGUAUGCAAUAGGUUGAAAUAAAUGACAAUACAGUUAUGAAUUCAUGCUUUUAAACUGUUCACUCACUAGUAACGAAAACCACAAUGUUAGUAAAGGAAAACUAUGAAAUGUAUCUUAAUGCUUGGGAUUGUACAGAGAUAGGUGUAUGCAUGAAAAUAUGUACUGAAAAAUUAUACUUUCUGCAGUUUCAGUAUAAAGGACAUGUAUGGUUA